Molecule: messenger RNA, 666 nt
Organism: Plasmodium gonderi
Lineage: Eukaryota; Apicomplexa; Aconoidasida; Haemosporida; Plasmodiidae
Product: ER lumen protein retaining receptor
Exons: 3
Coding region: 1-666 (221 amino acids)
Biological process (GO): endoplasmic reticulum to Golgi vesicle-mediated transport; protein retention in ER lumen
Cellular component (GO): endoplasmic reticulum; membrane; cis-Golgi network
Molecular function (GO): ER lumen protein retrieval receptor activity
Source: RefSeq, a predicted model, not a curated record
AUGAAUAUAUUCAGACUAAUAGGAGAUAUUUUGCAUCUAGUAAGUAUGUAUAUACUUAUUAUGAAGUUGAAGAAAUCAAAAAAUUGUAUAGGGAUAUCAUGUCGUAUGCAAGAGUUGUAUUUAAUAGUCUUUUUAUGCAGAUAUAUUGAUCUCUUCUUCGUAUUUGUUAGUUUUUACAACACAGUUAUGAAAAUAACAUUUAUACUGACCAUAGCAUAUACAAUAUAUCUAAUCAGAUUCAAAUUGCCCAUCUCGCAAACGUAUAAUAGAAAAGUCGAUAAUUUUAAGAGUGAAAAGUAUUUAAUCCCACCAUGUCUAGUUUUAAGCCUUUUAACGUGCAAAACAUACAACUUGUACAAUAUUUUGUGGUCCUUUUCCAUAUGGCUUGAAAGUGUUGCAAUAUUGCCCCAAUUAGUAUUAUUAGAAAAACAAAGAGAAGUAGAAAAUAUCACCUCACAUUAUGUUAUUACCAUGGGUAUGUAUAGAGCCUUCUACAUUUUGAACUGGAUAUACAGAUAUUUUUUCGAUGAAAAACCAUACAUUAAUGUUGUUGGAUGGUUAGGAGGACUUAUCCAAACCUUAUUGUACAUUGAUUUUUUUUACUACUUUGCGCUUGCUAAAUGGUAUGGGAAGAAACUGGUUCUGCCUUUUAACGGAGAAGUAUAA